Boleophthalmus pectinirostris (great blue-spotted mudskipper) is the source of this 1156-nucleotide messenger RNA. RefSeq lists its product as uncharacterized. The record is from RefSeq and is a predicted model, not a curated record. Bases 211 to 906 code for a protein of 231 amino acids. The transcript has 2 exons. NCBI's taxonomy places the organism in Eukaryota, Metazoa, Chordata, Actinopteri, Gobiiformes, Gobiidae.
UCAAGGAAGCGAGGAAAGGGAAAUGAGCCGCGGACUCGGGCAGUUUUAACGCUGCUUAUCUCUUAUGGGCCACGCCAGCUCCCUUCUCUCCUCCUCCUUUACCAUGGCGAAGUUGUUUUCUUAGUAGAUAUUCGACGGUCGUGUCGUUGGGAGUGCGUGCUUUAUGCGCGCAGUGCGCUCAUUGUUGUUUGACUUCCGCUCGGGCUGCGGAUGACCCUGAAUUUGUCACAGAUUCUGUUCUCGGCCAACAGAUCCCAGCCAAAAGGCCCAGGAGUCAUCAUUAAUAACUACUACACGACAAAGGAUCGAGAAAUGUCAUCCAAAGCAGAAAACAGUCGUAUCAUGCAGACACUCAGAGCAAAUGUAGCAGCUUUCAUGGAUCUUCUCGAUAAAGAUUUCUAUAGGAUGAAAAGAAACGUGGAUAACUGCCAUUUAAUGUCAAACAAAAUAAAAAAUGUUCACUACGCUCUUGGAGGUUUCAUAUUUGGAGUAGCUGUUUGUGCACUGACUGUUUUUUCUUUUGAUGCAUAUGUUCAGAAACUAAUUUUAUCUAGUCUAGUCUUUAUCCUGUUCGUUGCAAUAGUUUUCAUAUACAAGUCAUGUCUAGAUGGAGUUAACUUAAACAUUCUAGAAUUUAGGAAGAGCGUUUAUUCAUAUGGCAUUGAACUGGGCAAACUGAAGCAGCGCUGUGAGGACAUCAAGGGGACUUUGGGAUAUGGAAUUGAAAAAGACAUAGUGGAAAGAAUUGAGGAGACUAUCAAAUACCUACUCGAAGACUUAUUGGCCCUCCCAGACCAAGCAACUCUACAGACCAUGAACCAAGUGCACCAGGAGUAUAUGGAAGUAUUAAAAAGUCUGGAAAAGAUCGAUAUUUUUCUUAGUUUCUACAGAGAGACAAAUAUCUAAAUGAGACCUGAAACUGAAGAAGAGCAAUUUUUUUUUUUUUUUAAUCUUAUGAAAUGUCUUAAGUUCCUGUGAUGGUCGAAUCUGUAUUUUCUGUGUGUUUGAAGCAUCUGUUGUCUCCCACUGUCUUCAUGCAGAAAACCAGUGUUGCAAUUUGUACACCACCCAAAGAGAGUUCUCCUGGGAAACCCUGGGUCUUUUUAUAAAUACGAUAUUUAACAACAUUCUGUUUUCAUGUUUUGUAUGUGAAUAU